Messenger RNA from Pedinophyceae sp. YPF-701, 1212 nucleotides. Lineage: Eukaryota; Viridiplantae; Chlorophyta; Pedinophyceae. The record is from the annotation of a GenBank genome assembly.
AUGGAAGUCUCCAGCGGCAACGCCUUCCUCCUCCACCGGGACGCGGCGCUGAAUUCCGUCACCGUCGGCUACCACGACCCCGCGCGCGACCCCUCCUGUGCCUCCCCGCGCGCUCGCGCCUCCGUCGCCGACUCAGGGCACACCCCGGGCGCCGCAGCGCCCACGCACAUCUCCUGGCUCCACGAGGCCGCGUCCACGCACGCGAAGAAGUAUGCCGGCCAGGAAGGCGGGCAGCCCGAGUCGCCGGCCUCCGCGCGCCGCCUACCGGGUCUGUCACUCCCUCCCGACGCUCUGUCGUCGCGGCGGUGCUCCGGGCUGAUGGACCCGGCCGCGAACGCGCGCGGGUCCGCCGGCCUCGUGGACGACGCCGCGGUGUUCUCCGCGAGCGCGCGCGUGAGCGCCGUGGGCGCCCCGGACGCGCCGGGGGACCCGUCGGACAGCACGCGCUCCGUGCGCCGCGAACGCGCGACGCCGCUCCUGCCGCAGCGCACGCGCGCCGCGCUGCGCAGCGGCGUGCCCAGCGAGCUCCUGCUCCUCAGCCAGUCCGCCCACGGGCGCGCCAGCAGCCGCGGAACGCACACGCCCACGCCGACCUUCAGCGGCCCGCGACGCACCGGCUUCAGCGCCCGCGCGGAGCCGCAGCAGCGCAGCGUGACGUGCAACGGCGAGAGCGCCCGCGCGGAGCCGCAGCAGCGCAGCGUGACGUGCAACGGCGAGAGCGCGGGCCCGAAGGGGCUCUCGCCGGCCUCGGUCGCGAACACCCCCUCUGUCAAGGUGUUUGCGAAGUCGUCGUCGGCGCGCACCGAAACGAGCCGCGGGCGGCUCAUCGACAACGCCGCGGACCUCGAGGCGGACGCGGAUGCGGACGCGGAGUGCGUGGCUGCGGGCGCCGCGGCGCCGCGCCAGGGCCGGUCGGUGAGGGUCUCGCACAUAGGCCUGAGUCAGGCGGGGCUGCACACCGGAUCGAGCACUGGGCGGGACAGCUCGGCGACGCCGAACUACAGCCGCGUGAGCAACGUGUCGGCGCUGGGGCCCGUCAAGUCGACCUGCGAGAGCCCGCGGUACGUCGGCACGAUCGCGGAGUCGGGCCCGGGGGCGGCGUCGGCGGCGGAGCCCGCGAGGGAGGCGAGCACGGCCGGCGCGGGCAAGAAGAAGUCGCGCGGACUGUUCCGGUGUCUGGGGAAAAAGGUGACGGCGGUGGUCGCGGAGUGA